Molecule: messenger RNA, 3603 nt
Organism: Cydia fagiglandana
Lineage: Eukaryota; Metazoa; Arthropoda; Insecta; Lepidoptera; Tortricidae
Gene: pic
Product: DNA damage-binding protein 1
Exons: 23
Coding region: 122-3529 (1135 amino acids)
Biological process (GO): proteasome-mediated ubiquitin-dependent protein catabolic process; DNA repair
Cellular component (GO): nucleus; site of double-strand break
Molecular function (GO): nucleic acid binding; protein binding
Source: RefSeq, a predicted model, not a curated record
UGACAACACUGCAAUCAAAUUGUGGCGGAUGGCGGAUAGUAUUGUUUGGAUUGUGCAAGGAUUUUGUUAUGAGAAUUAUAAAAUAGUUUAGUUUAAAGGGUUUAUUUUGUGGUAAAAAAUCAUGGCAUACCACUACAUUGUUACGGCCCAAAAGCCUACGGCCGUUACAUCAUGUAUUACAGGCAAUUUCACAUCGCCAACGGAUCUUAAUUUGUUGGUGGCGAAGGUGAACCGCUUGGAGAUGUACUUAGUGACACCAGAGGGCCUGCGGCCCAUGAAAGAGGUCGGACUAUACGGAAGGGUCGCUAAGAUGAAGCUUUUCAGGCCUCCACAUGAAACAAAAGAUUUAGUAUUCAUACUCACAGUACGCUACAAUGCAAUGAUACUAGAAUGGAGGACUGGCACUAACGGGGAGCUUGAAGUGGUCACCCGAGCCCACGGCAAUGUCUCCGACAGUAUUGGCAAACCUUCGGAGAACGGUAUACUGGCUGUUAUAGACCCACAAGCAAGGGUUAUCGGGUUACGGUUGUAUGAUGGACUGUUUAAAAUUAUACCACUUGAUAAAGAUUCUAUGGAAUUGAAAGCGGCUAGUUUGAGACUGGAGGAACUCAAUGUGUAUGAUGCGGAGUUUCUACAUGGCUGUGCCAAUCCUACACUAAUUUUAAUACACCAAGAUCUCAAUGGGAGGCAUAUUAAGACUCAUGAAAUAAAUUUAAGAGACAAAGAAUUUGGAAAGGUACCCUGGAGACAGGAUAAUGUUGAAACCGAGGCGUCCAUUCUGAUACCAGUGCCUAGUCCACUUGGUGGGGCUAUCGUCAUUGGCACAGAGUCUAUAGUAUACCACGAUGGACAAAAUUACGUAGCUGUUGCACCACCGCAAAUCAAGUUAACACCAAUAAACUGCUACUGCCGCGUGGACACGGCCGGUCUGCGGUAUCUACUGGGCGACAUUGCAGGCCGUUUGUUCAUGCUGCUGUUAGAACUGCAAGAGAAGAUUGAUGGCACUCAAGCGGUCAAGGAUCUUAAAGUGGAGUUACUUGGCGAAAUUCCGAUCCCCGAAUGCAUGACAUACCUCGACAACGGCGUCGUGUUCAUCGGGUCCCGUUUCGGCGACUCGGCGCUGGUCCGCCUGUCGGCCGCGCGAGACGAGGCGGCGCAGUACGUGCAGACCAUGGAGUCCUUCACCAGCCUGGCGCCCAUCGUGGACAUGUGCGUGGUGGACCUGGAGAGGCAGGGCCAGAACCAGCUCAUCACGUGCUCGGGUGCAUUCAAAAUGGGCUCGCUGCGCAUCAUCAGAAACGGCAUCGGCAUCCAGGAGCAGGCCUCCAUAGACCUGCCGGGCAUUAAGGGCAUGUGGGCGCUGACUCUAGCCCAGGAUUCUACCUACCAUGACACGUUGGUGCUAGCAUUUGUAGGACAGACUAGGGUAUUGACACUGAAUGGCGAAGAAGUGGAGGAAACAGAAAUCAAAGGUUUUGUCUCAGACAGACAGACAUUCUACACGGGAAAUGUAUGCCACAACCAACUCAUACAGGUUACGGAUGAAGGCAUAUCCCUGAUCGCACACAAAGAGUCGGGCUGGACGCUAGCAGCGCAGUGGGCUGUCGGCGGGUCUCGAGGUGUCUCCGUAGUGGCGUGUAGCGAGACGCGCUGCGUGUGCGCGGCCGGACCGCGCAUCUACCUCGUCGCGCUCGGAGACGCUUCGCUUACAACACUAGCGGAGGUGUGCAUGGACGAAGAAGUGGCCUGCUUGGACCUAGGCCCCGGCGGCGACACGGCGUUACUUGGCGUCGGGCUGUGGACGGAUAUAUCCGUCAGAGUACUGCGGCUGCCGGAUCUCAGGCCUCUACACACUGAGAAACUAUCUGGAGAAAUAAUUCCGCGUUCGCUGCUUAUCUGCACUCUGGAAGGCGUGUGUUAUUUACUCUGCGCUUUGGGAGACGGCUCCAUGUUCUACUUCACCGUGGACCCGGAGACUGGCGUGCUGACUAACCGGAAACGCGUCACACUCGGCACGCAACCGACUGUACUUAGAAGUUUCCGAUCACUAUCCACAACCAACAUAUUCGCGUGCUCCGACCGGCCCACCGUCAUCUUCUCUUCGAAUCACAAGCUCGUCUUCUCGAACGUGAACCUCAAAGAGGUCACUCACAUGUGCUCGUUGAACGCGGCUGCUUAUCCUGACAGUUUGGCGCUAGCCACAGACAGCACGGUAACCAUCGGCACAAUAGACGAAAUACAAAAACUUCAUAUCAGGACAGUACCCCUCGGUGAGACGCCACGACGCAUCGCUUAUCAAGAAGCAUCACAGACGUUCGGCGUGAUCACGAUGCGCGUGGACAAGCUGGAGUGGGGCGCGGCGGGCGGCGCCGCCACGGCCGUGCGCGCGUCGGCGUCCACGGGCGCCGCCGCCACGUCGGGCGCCGCCGCGCAGGCGCCCAAGCACGCGCCGCAGGCCGCCGACCUCGAGAUACACAACCUGCUCAUCAUCGACCAGCACACAUUCGAGGUAUUACACGCGCACCAACUGAUGUCGAACGAAUACGCAAUGUCUCUAGUGUCGUGCAAGCUUGGUGAGGACAACAACCACUAUUACGCCGUCGGGACGGCCACUUUAAAUCCCGAAGAGUCGGAACCGAAACAGGGAAGAAUAUUGCUAUUCCACUGGUUGGAAGGUAAACUAGUUCAAGUCGCUGAGAAAGACAUUAAAGGCGGAUGUUAUUCUCUUGUUGAAUUUAAUGGGAAAUUGCUAGCUUCAAUAAACAGUACGGUUCGUCUAUUCGAAUGGACUUCAGACAAAGAAUUAAGAUUGGAAUGCAGUCACUUUAACAACAUAGUAGCGUUAUAUCUCAAAGUAAAAGGUGAUUUUAUACUCGUCGGCGAUCUCAUGCGGUCCAUGACGCUACUUCAGUAUAAACAGAUGGAGGGUAGUUUCGAGGAGAUAGCGCGCGACUACAGUCCCAACUGGAUGACGGCCGUGGAAAUAUUAGACGACGACACGUUCCUCGGCGCCGAGAACAGCUUCAAUCUAUUCGUUUGCCAAAAAGACAGUGCGGCCACAACAGACGAGGAGCGUCAACACAUGGGCUACACGGGCCAGUUCCACGUGGGCGACAUGGUGAACGUGAUGCGCUGCGGCUCGCUCGUCGCCACGCACGCCGACACCGCGGCGCCCGUCACCUCGCCCGUGCUGCUCGCCACCGUCACCGGCGCCAUAGGCCUAGUAGUCCAACUGACGCAAGAGCUGUACGAGUUCCUGCAGCAGCUGCAGGAACGGCUCACGCACACGAUCAAGUCGGUGGGCAAGGUGCCGCACUCGUUCUGGCGCUCGUUCAACACGGACAUCAAGACCGAGCCCGCGGAGGGCUUCAUAGACGGCGACCUCAUCGAGAGCUUCCUCGACCUCAGCCGGGACAAGCAGAAGGAGACCGUCAAGGGGCUGCAGAUCGACGAUGGCGGCGGCAUGAUGCGCGACGCGACGGUGGACGACCUGGUGAAGAUCGUGGAAGACCUCACGAGGAUACACUAGGCCAUUAGGAUAUAACUAAGAUUAAACAUUAUAUGAAAAAUUUGCCUACCAACAUAAAAUGUUUCACAACCCUA